Caenorhabditis angaria is the source of this 1315-nucleotide messenger RNA. NCBI's taxonomy places the organism in Eukaryota, Metazoa, Nematoda, Chromadorea, Rhabditida, Rhabditidae. The record is from the annotation of a GenBank genome assembly.
AUGGCUGAUGCCGAUUUAGACGACUCAUCUUUGGAUGAGGUUAGUUAAAAUAUUAUCAUUUCUAAAUCCAAUUUCAAAUUAUUUCAGCACCGAUGGCACGAAGAAAAAGAAGAUAUGCUUAUGAUGGUGAUGGUUGUAUUGCUCAUGUUAUUAUCAGUUGUUAUUUGGGUUGCGUUUUGUAUAGCGGUCAGAAAAACGGCUAGAAAAUUUAUUGAAUUGAAACGGCAACGACGACGACAGGUUGAUUUUUGGGAAUUUGAGAAAAAAGGGAAAGAGAUAACACGCUCUGGUAGUCAAAUUGUUCCGGUGGGAUUUGAAUUUUUGUGGUGGAGGAUUAGUGGAAUUUUGUUUAUUGGAUAUAGAUAGAAAUGAAAAUGAAAAAUAAAACAUGAAACAUGCAACUUUUGAAAAUAUGUAAAUUUAGUUCAGAAACGAGGGAUUCAUUUGUGAUUCGAUUCCUCUUCAGGUUCUGCUACGUAAAUUCUCAAAAUCAUCACCUUACCAUCCAAACUUAUUCUCCUCUAUUCCCAGCAAUUAUUUUUUCACAGUACCCAAACACCUGCUCAACACAAUUAAUUGUAUUAAUAUUUUUCCAGGCACUGAUCACUGCGGCAAUCAACCGUGCAGCUUCGUCAAAUGAAGCGGACCGUCAUAAUGUUCUUCCAAUGUAUAUUGCAACAUUGGCUCACGAAUUAAAUGUAAGGGAUCACAUUUCUUUAGGCUUCCUAUAAUUUAAUUUAAUUAUUUUUUUCAGGUCUUCAACGCCCGUGAAGAAGAGUUACCAUCAUAUGAAGAAGCGUUAUCGCUGAGUUGCACACCGAGUCCUAAUCCUGUCGCCAAUCAAACACCUAGGGAACGGUAAGAUUUCCCUUUUUAGAAUUGUUUCCCACACUUCACUUGAUUUGCUUGCACCAAAACCUCCCAAAAACACCACAAUAUCACACCUUCCAUCUGACUAAUAAUUAGCUUUCAAUUUUGCAGCGUGCCCCCAUACAAACCUCGAUCUCAGAAGAAUGACAGAGUUCUUAGGUAAGCAAUAACAAUAAUUUUGUGGCCGAAGACUUGUAGAUGUUUCAAACGCAUUUUGUUGAAUAAUCAAUGUGUUUUUAGAAUUGCACCGGAUCGACCUGGAUCGUUGCCAACAAUAGUUUUACCACCAAGUUAUGAAAGUUCAGUCCGACAUGUUGCGAUGGCUUCACCAUCUGCAUCUACGCCAAGCACAUCAACAUCUACACCUUCAACAAGUUCAUCGCCGCCAAUCUAUACUAUUACUGGAAAUAUGCGUGAUAAUGUGGUUCAUAUUUCAGAAUGUUAA